GGCAACGUGGAGUCACUGGAGUGCUGGGAUGUCAAAGGCAACAAGAUGGCUGCAAUUAGGAAUGAGAAUGUGACGUAACUCCUCAUUCUCUAUACUACGGGCCUAAAGUGAAGUUUGAAGAAUAUCAGAUGAACAAAAACACCCCAAAUGAUCCACAGCAACCUUCAGUCUCACAGUUCAUGGAAACCCAUGUUGGGCAGUACAGUGUCACUCACCCACAACAGAGAGCUAUAACUAAUUCAAUACUUUCUGACUUAGUUAUUGAUUGCAACCUACCUCUGUCCAUUGUGGAAAACAAGAGUUUUCGGCACUUUCUCUCAGUGGUUGACCAUAAGUAUGCUCCCCUGUGUCAAAGAACAAUGACCUCAAAAGUAGAAAACCUUGCUGAGGAGCGAUGCAAUAAGCUAAAAACUGUGUUAAGGAACACACAAAAUGUGUCUGUCACAGUGGAUAUUUGGUCCAAUAGAAAAAUUAGGUUUUCUUGGUGUAACUGCACACUUUGAGACAACUGAUGAGAAGAUCAAACUUAACUCCAGUUUACUGGCUUGCAACCGUUUCAAAGCCCCACACACAGCUGAAAGAAUAAGUGAGCAAUUUGAAUCAAUCUGUGAUGAUUUUAACAUUAAAGAUAAAUUAGACUAUAUUAUUAGUGAUAAUGCAGCCAACAUGAAGAAGGCCUUCACUGUGUGCUUCCCCACUGAACAAGAACAAGACAUACAUGAUGAGGACCAACUUGAUGAUCCACAGAUCUGGAAUGACCUAAGCCCAGAGGAGCAGCAAUCCUUGGAUGCUGCUAUUGCAAGAAAACAGCAUCUUCAGUGCUUUGCCCACACUCUCCAGCUGGUGGUGGGUGACGGUUUAAAAGAAACAAAUGCAAUUUCAUGUGCUCUCUCAAAACUGUCCAAAAUCAGCUCAUUGCUUCACACAAGCACAACAUUCAAAGAAGUCUUUCAGUCUGAAUUUGGAGAGAAGAGCAUUCCAGCUGCUGUUAAUACAAGAUGGAACUCAACACUGAGACAGGUAAAAGCACUAAUAGAAUGUGAUCAUCCAAAGGUUUGUGGUGUUCUGGAAAAGUCUGGACAUAAGGAGCUGUUGUUCACAUCAAGGGAGUGGAAUCAGUUGAAGGAGGUGGUGGACAUUUUGAAGCCGUUUGCAGAGGCAACAGAUCUGACACGGGGAAAAAACGGUCAUCAUCAGUGCUGUUGUUCCAUCGGUUCUUGCUCUAAAUCACCACUUGGAGAAGCUGAAGUCACAGGUCUGCUUCUUAAGUGGCCUAGUCAGAAGUUUGCAAGCAUCCCUCGUCAAAAGAUUCCUUGGAAUAUUCAUCAGUGUAAAAAUGGCAAGUGCGAAAGACGAAACCCCUGCACCAUUUUCAGACCCAGUCUAUCUAAAAGCGGCUGUCUUGGAUCCAGCGUUUUCACUGCAGUGGCUAGAGCACCAUGUGCUGGUCAGUCCUGAAAUCAAGGAUGUGGUUGAACAAAAAGUGAAGGAUAUAAUCGUGGAAGAUGCUGCUGAGUUUGUGCAGGCUACUUGUUUUGAGUCUGAAGAUCAAGGGUAUAAGGCCUCUUCUUCAGCAGCCUGAAGAAGAGGUGGGGCUGUUUGCAGCCUAUCAUAAGAGACAAAGGAAAAACACUGGGACCACACCAGCACAUCAGUUAAGUCACUAUCUUGACUUAUCUGAAGGACAGAAUGCCCUGUUAUUCUGGGCUAUGAACAGGAACACCCUUCCUGCAUUAUUCUGAGUGGCCAUCAGGGUCUUGGCAGUGCCUGCCUCUAGUGCCCCAGUAGAGUGCGUUUUCAGCCAUGGAGGCAUCAUACUACGACACCAUCACACACAAAUGAGUGACAGACUUUUGGCCAAUUUGAUCUUUUGCAAGUGCAAUGCACCAUUGGGCCCAGAAAAAAGAAUAAUCACUGUUACGGACGGAAACAUUCAUUCAUUCCUUCACUCACAAAAACUUGUAGUAUAAAGUUUGGUUGCACAGUUUUUAAAUGAUCUUCAUGAGUUUGUGUGUAUCCAUGUUGCAUGUUUGGCAAGUAUGGUAGCAGUAAUUUCUUCUGCAUCUGCAUUUCUUUUCACAUGAUAUUUCUUAAUCUGUUUCUCUGAGGUUCUAAAGAAUCAUUCAAUCGAUAUGUUC
Messenger RNA from Sinocyclocheilus grahami, 2138 nucleotides. RefSeq lists its product as uncharacterized. Gene Ontology annotation, cellular component: nucleus. The transcript has 3 exons. Lineage: Eukaryota; Metazoa; Chordata; Actinopteri; Cypriniformes; Cyprinidae. The record is from RefSeq and is a predicted model, not a curated record. Gene Ontology annotation, biological process: regulation of transcription by RNA polymerase II. Bases 433 to 1458 code for a protein of 341 amino acids.